Eutrema salsugineum is the source of this 954-nucleotide messenger RNA. RefSeq names its product palmitoyl-protein thioesterase 1. Gene Ontology annotation, cellular component: intracellular membrane-bounded organelle. NCBI's taxonomy places the organism in Eukaryota, Viridiplantae, Streptophyta, Magnoliopsida, Brassicales, Brassicaceae. Gene Ontology annotation, molecular function: thiolester hydrolase activity. The transcript is spliced from 8 exons. The coding region runs from base 1 to 891 and encodes 296 amino acids. The record is from RefSeq and is a predicted model, not a curated record.
AUGAUGAGAAUUUUCCAGCGAUCUGUUCUGCUCUUAACGGUGGCCACCGUGUUAUUCUCUAUCGUUUCGGUUACAAACUCUAUUCCUUUCAUAUUGUUUCAUGGAAUUGGAGAUAAAUGUUCUGGUGGAGUUAGUAACUUCACGCAACUCCUAAGCAAUCUCUCCGGCUCUCCUGGCUUUUGCUUAGAAAUAGGAAACGGGGAAAUAGACUCAUGGUUAAUGCCACUGAUAGACCAAGCGAGUUUAGCGUGUGAGAAAGUGAAGAAGAUGAAAGAACUUAGUCAGGGUUACAACAUUGUUGCACAGUCUCAAGGAAACUUAGUGGCUAGAGGCCUAAUCGAGUUCUGCGACAAUGCUCCUCCUGUCAUCAACUAUGUCUCCUUAGGAGGACCUCAUGCUGGCAUCGCCGCAAUCCCCAAGUGUUCUUUUGGUCCAAUCUGCGAUAUAGGAGAAGCUAUGAUGAAGUUAGAGGUCUAUAACGACUUUGUUCAAGAUCAUAUUGCUCCUAGUAAUUAUGUCAAGAUCCCUGGUGAAAUGACUAAGUAUUUGAAACACUCUAAGUAUCUGCCAAAGCUUAACAACGAGAGACCUGACGAAAGAAACUCCACUUUCAAAGACCGUUUCGCCAGCUUACACAACUUGGUUCUUGUCAUGUUCCAGAACGACACAACACUGAUCCCUAAAGAAACUGCUUGGUUCGGAUAUUAUACAGAUGAAGGAUUCGAGUCUUUUUUGUCAACUCAACAGACAAAACUAUAUAGAGAAGACUGGAUCGGUCUGAAAGCAUUGGAUGAUGUCGGAAAAGUAAAGUUUGUGAGCGUCUCAGGGGACCACCUCAGUAUAACGGACGAGGACGUUGAGAAAUACGUUGUGCCUUACUUGAAGGCUUGAUGCAUACAAGUUUGUAAAUUCUUCAAACAUGUGACUAUCAAACUAAUACUUUGAAAUUUGAAA